Messenger RNA from Pectinophora gossypiella (pink bollworm), 1530 nucleotides. RefSeq lists its product as uncharacterized. NCBI's taxonomy places the organism in Eukaryota, Metazoa, Arthropoda, Insecta, Lepidoptera, Gelechiidae. Bases 103 to 462 code for a protein of 119 amino acids. The record is from RefSeq and is a predicted model, not a curated record. The transcript has 5 exons.
AUUUUCCUGUUAUUUACCUAUUAAUUGCUUUGUUAUCCUUAUUGCGUUCAUUAUGGCUUGGAUUUUUCUGAUGUGAUCACAUUAUAUAGCAUACAUACUAUAAUGGGCGUUACGUCACUGUUCCUGUUGGUGGUUGUGGUAACUUGUUUCCUUAGCGAACAAGUUACUGCAGUCAUGGAUGAAAACACGUGCACACAACAGAUCACCAAAAGUAUUGCAGACUUAAAUGAAGAUGUAAAAAACAAUAAGAGAAAUACGUACAGAAAACACUGCGAGGAGGUUCGAAAAUUGGUAGACGAAUGUAUCAGAGAACACUCCAAUUUAGCUCCCAUGAAGUUGGAAUACGAGUCAAACUGUCUAGGCGCUGAGGUUCAAAAAUGGUUGAAAUCAAGCGGGUCGAUGGUGCAAGGAAACUUAGUGACAGGAAUUCUUACCAUUCUGACCAUAAUGGUAAGGCUGUAGGUACUACACCAUAAAAUCACAGUUUUAUAAUUGUAGCAUAUUGAAUUAGUUUUUUGUACCAUGUGAGGUUUUAGACCUUUAGUCUAUAAUAAGUCAGAUUUUUAAUAUUUUUAUGUAUACAACUAAAUAUCUAUCGGAAACAAAAAAUCGUAGUCUUGCAUAGAUUAGUCAAUUUUUUUGGAUACCUAUUUAGGUACUUAUUUUCAACAAAACUCGAUUUUGUACCUAACAAAACAUAAUUUAUAACAGUUUACAAAAGGUUAAAAUUUAAACAAUAAAAAAACUGAAAAAUCGUUUAUCGUUUUUAUUAUUAAGUAUUAUAUUCCUUACGUUAUGAUACUUUUGUACACGUCCCUGCUUAAAAUAGAAGAGCAAUGUUGUUAUUCAACUAUUUUAAGGUUAUUGGUAUUUCCAUGGUAUAAGAAGACUAGGUAUGCUCAAUCCUAUGACAAGCCGCCAUUGCUAUUGAUGACGUAACUGUUACCUACCAUUAAAUUGACAUUUCAAUGACGUAAAUUUUAUUAUUGAAAAUUAAGUGAAUCGCUGACUAAUGUAUUUAAUUACUUUUAUUUGUCACAUGUAUAAAAAACAUUAAAUCUUUUACUAAAAGUACAAAGAUUUCCUUGCAAAGUGAAUUAAAAACAUUCGACGUGGGUAAUUUAUUUAUUACGAAAUGGCAACGUAGGGUGGAAUGACGUCAGCGGGGCUAACCGUGAAAUGCUAGCUGUCAGUUUUAUUUAUUUAUUUAGAAAGUACAACCACAUUGAGCAUACCUGAUUUUCUUAUGCCAUGGUUAUUUCAACUGUCAUUGGAUAAUGGGUUGAAUAGUUGGUAGACGUCGUUCGAAUCAUUCAACGGUUCAAUAUCAGAAGUGGCUGCGGGCUGUCUCAAAGCCCUGUACCUGAUGUUGAUGAAUUUUAUUCUUUUUAAAUUUGUGCCUCUCUGUUUGUUCGAUUUUCGAAAUUUGAAAUUCUUGCAUGCUCCUCGGGACCUAAAGGUUUGUGGUCGAUUGAGGGUUCACAUUCUGCAUGCUUAUUAUUUUUACUCAUUAAACGAACGGAAUCGAUA